AUGGGGUGGAAUCAAAUCCUCAGCCUCCUUUGUUUCCUCUUUUUCUUACACUCCUCCCUUCCCUUUGCCUUGCCGCUUUGCCUUCCAGACCAACAUGAUGCCUUGCUCCUCUUUAAGAAUUCCUUCGUGCUUGAUAGCGAGGCAUCGGACUCAUGUCAUGAGGAUGACCAUGUCACGUCUUAUCCAAAGACAAACUCAUGGAACAAGGGCAUGGAUUGCUGCUCAUGGGACGGUGUCACUUGUGACGGUGUCACCAGCAACGUCAUCGAACUCGAUCUUGCUUGUAGUUGGCUUCGUGGCGCUCUCCAUUCCAAUAGCUCCCUCUUUCUCCUUCGCCAUCUUCGGAGCCUCAAUCUUUCCGGUAAUAACUUUGUUGGCUCACACAUUUUCUCUAAUCUGAGUGCUUUUGCAACAUUGACUCAUCUGAAUCUCUCUAGUUUAGCUUUUUCAGGCACUAUUCCUAAUAAAAUCUCUCGCCUCUCCAAGUUGGUGUCUCUUGAUCUCUCUUCCAAUUAUAUUUCCGACACAUACUCGUUCUCUUCUCUUAGGUUGGAAAAUUCGGUCUUCUCAAUGCUUGUUCAGAAUCUAACAGCAUUGAGAAAGCUUAUUCUUGAUAAAGUAGACAUGUCCAUGGUUUCACCAAAGUCCUUUGCGAAUUUGUCUUCUUCUUUGACUUACUUAAGCGUUGAUUCCUGUUCCUUAGGGGGGAUAUUUUCAGAUACUGUUUUUCGAUUACCGAGCCUUUCUACUCUCAUUAUAAGUUACAAUGAUAACAUGUCUGGGAUUCUUCCCAAAUCCAAUUGGACUAAUCCUCUUGAUUCUUUGUAUCUUCGGUAUACGAGCUUUUCAGGAGAAAUACCCGAUUCAAUUGGUACCUUAAAGAGUUUAACAGUUUUAGAUCUUACAAAUUGCAAAUUCACAGGAAACGUCCCAUCAUCAUUGGCAGAUCUCAAGCAACUCCAAGUUCUGUAUAUUGCUGGGAAUAGCUUUAGCGGGAUUUUAGAGUUUGAAAUCUUUACAAAGCUUAAAAAUCUUCGAAAGCUUAUGGUUUCUCAGGAACUAAAUUUAACCUAUAAUACAGUGAAGUAUACAUUCCCAAAUCUUGAAGUGUUGGGGUUGUAUUCUUGUAACUUGACCGGGUUCCCCUAUUUCUUGAAUUCGUCAAAAGGGUUAACAUACUUAGACCUCUCUUUAAAUAGGAUUAGUGGGGAGAUCCCAACAUGGUUUUGGGGAGUAAGCCAUGAUACAUUGGAAUCAUUAGAUCUUUCUUAUAACCUUCUAGAGGGAUGUAUACAACAAUUGCCCUGGAAACAAUUGCAGUAUAUUUACCUUCAGAACAAUUCAUUCCAAGGACCACUCCCAAUCCCCUCACCUUCUACUUCUCACUUUUAUGCCUCCGACAAUAAUUUUACCGGUGAGAUCCCCUCUUCCAUUUGUCAGUUGAAUUCACUUUGGAGCUUAUAUUUGUCUAACAACAAUCUCUCUGGGAAUAUGCCACCCUGUUUUGGUAACAUGACCAAUCUCGAGUAUCUAAACUUGAGCGGCAACAAAUUACAAGGGUCAUUACCACGUUCCCUUGUCAAAUGCGGGAACUUACUAACACUAAUUCUCAAUGACAACGAGUUUAGUGAUAUCUUCCCACACUGGCUGGAAGCACCGUAUUUGCGUGCCCUUAUUUUGAGAUCUAACAAAUUUCAUGGUAGUAUCAACCUCACUACCUUUGGACCCUCCUUCCCCUUUCUUGAUUAUUUAGACCUUUCCUUCAACAAUUUUACUGGACCAUGGCCCACACAAGUUUUCUCAAACACAUCAUUGUCUGCAAUAGAUCUGUCCAACAACAAGUUUAGAGGGCCAAUUCCACUUCCAUCUCCCGUCACAUUUUUUUAUAGCAUUGCAAGAAACAAUAUAGCAGGAAGAAUCCCCUCUUUGAUAUGCAAUGCCACUGAGCUCGAGCACCUCGACUUGUCCGACAACGGCUUAACAGGUAGCUUGCCUCGAUGCUUAACAAAUUUUAGCAUCCAUCUGUCAAUUUUGAAUAUGCGAAUGAAUCAUCUUGAGGGCACAAUUCCCCAAUCAUUUUCUUGGAGAAAUAGCUUAUCGACUCUUGACUUGAGUCGAAAUCGAUUUGAAGGCACAUUGCCUCAGUCCCUCAUCAAAUGUAAAUAUCUGGAGAUUCUGGAUCUCAGUGACAAUCAGAUAGAGGAUACGUUCCCAAUAUGGUUCGGAACACUCCCAGAACUAAAAGUUCUCAUUUUGAGGUCCAACAAUCUUAAGGAUCUUUUGAAUAUUCCCAAGGGACCUCACUUUUUUCCCAAGUUACACAUUUUGGACCUCUCCAACAACAACUUUAGCGGUCCUUUGCCAGCCAACUUGAUAAUGAAUCUUAAAUCCAUGAUGAAUGGCGAAAAUGGGCAAGACAAGUCAUUGUAUAUGACACGGUCUUUUCAAAGGGUGGCAGAUUAUGAAAAUUCCGUGACCUUGAGUAUAAAAGGGCAGAUUGUGCCAUUGACGAUUUUGACAGUCUUCACAAUCAUUGACUUAUCGCACAACUCUUUCCAAGGAGAAAUCCCAGGAGUGAUUGGACAUCUUCACUCUCUCAUAGGGCUCAACCUUUCUCAUAACCAGCUUACUGGUUCCAUCCCUCUAAUUCUAGGGAACUUGACUAAUCUUGAAUGGCUUGAUUUAUCUUCAAACAAGCUUAGUGGGGAAAUUCCUAGAGUACUCGGAGAUUUGGCAUCCCUUGGAUACUUAAACCUCUCCAAGAACCAACUAACAGGACGCAUACCUCAAGAUAAGCACCUAAGCACAUUUUCAAGUGACUUUUUCAGUGGGAAUCCAGGUUUAUGUGGAACUCCGUUGCCAAAAUUAUGCCCUGGCGAUGGUCAACCUCCUUUGCCAUCAUCCUCGUCAAGUUUCAACCACAAAGGUCAUGAGAGUUGGUUCAAACAAAAAGAAGUGUGGAUAGGUUAUGCAUCUGGAAUCGUAAUUGGAAUUUCCAUAACUUACAUUGCGUUUGAAAUGGGAAGACCCAAAUGGCUCACACGAGGUGUGAGAAUGCUAGAGAGAAGAGCAGCUGAGUGGAUAGAGAAGCCAAAGCGAAACGCCAUCAAAUUUCAUGGAUAA
Messenger RNA from Syzygium oleosum, 3123 nucleotides. RefSeq names its product receptor-like protein Cf-9 homolog. NCBI's taxonomy places the organism in Eukaryota, Viridiplantae, Streptophyta, Magnoliopsida, Myrtales, Myrtaceae. The record is from RefSeq and is a predicted model, not a curated record. Gene Ontology annotation, molecular function: protein binding. The transcript has a single exon. The coding region runs from base 1 to 3123 and encodes 1040 amino acids.